CGCCCGUCCUCGGCCGCCCGUCAUGACCACACCCACCUCGCAGGUACGCCAGAACUACCACCAGGACUUGGAGGCCGCCAUCAACCGCCAGAUCAACCUGGAGCUCUACGCUUCCUACGUCUACCUGUCCAUGUCUUACUACUUUGACCGUGAUGAAGUGGCUUUGAAGAACUUUGCCAAGUAUUUUCUUCACCAGUCUCAGGAGGAGAGGGAACAUGCUGAGAAACUGCUGAAGCUGCAGGACCAACAAGGUGGCCGAAUCUUUCUUCAGGAUAUCAAGAAACUGGAACGUGAUGACUGGGAGAAUGGGCUGAAUGCUAUGGAGUGUGCAUUACACUUGGAAAAAAGUGUGCAUCAGUCACUGCUGGACUUGCACAAACUGGCUACUGAAAAAAAUGACCCUCAUUUGUGUGACUUCGUUGAGACUCACUACCUGGAUGAGCAGGUGAAAUCCAUCAAAGAACUGGGUGACCAUGUAACCAACUUGCGCAGGUUGGGAGCCCCUGCCUCUGGCCUGGCAGAGGAUCUCUUUGACAAGCACACUCUGGGAGACAGUAAAAAUAGCUAAGCCUUAGGCUGCCUUCCCACAGCCACGGGAGUGACUUCCCUGGUCACCAAAGCAGUAUGUGCAUGUUCGAGUUACCUUUACCUUUUCUAUAACUUGUACCAAUCAUCCACUUAUGUCCUUCAUUUG
This is a messenger RNA of Pteronotus mesoamericanus, 694 nucleotides long. Its product is annotated as ferritin heavy chain-like. Gene Ontology annotation, molecular function: ferric iron binding; ferrous iron binding. The transcript has a single exon. Gene Ontology annotation, biological process: intracellular iron ion homeostasis; iron ion transport. The record is from RefSeq and is a predicted model, not a curated record. Gene Ontology annotation, cellular component: cytoplasm. Lineage: Eukaryota; Metazoa; Chordata; Mammalia; Chiroptera; Mormoopidae. The coding region runs from base 23 to 568 and encodes 181 amino acids.